GCGGCUGCUGGCGAUGCACUCGAGGACGUGACCUUUUCUAAGGUCCUCGCGCACGCGACGAGGAACGACGUCGUGGAGGAGCGAAUCGCGGCUUGGCAGCGCGACGGGAAUCACGCGGCCGACGCCCUAGCAAAGGCUGGGGCGGCCGAAGGCCGGCUGGCCGAAGAUGAGCGCGCUUUCCUUUUUGGUUGCCUCCAUCUUGCGCGGCUCCUCACCCGAUACACGGGGCGCAUGGAGGCCGUGCUGACUAAAGCCGGCACUCGCGACCAUCAAGGCCUCGGUCGGGGUCUGAGGGCGAGAUUGGGGGAACGCGAGGAGAAUCGCGCGCUGAUGCUGCAG
Prorocentrum cordatum is the source of this 339-nucleotide messenger RNA. NCBI's taxonomy places the organism in Eukaryota, Dinophyceae, Prorocentrales, Prorocentraceae. The record is from the annotation of a GenBank genome assembly.